AAACCAGAAAGCAAGUAAAACCCACGAAUGAAUGAAUGAAUCCUUUGAGCUGCAUUAAAACUUCAUCCAUCACAAGGACCCCGGAGGGGUGGGGGCCGGGGCGGGGGCGGUGAAACGAAACGUAUUUGAUUCCGCCGACACCAAAGCUGAUGUUUGCUGCGCCAUCGUGAUAUCACCUGUGACAAACUAGUCGAAAUGUGUUAUUAUCGUGUUAUUGCUCGCGAUGAUUUUGUUCCCGAUCAAUAUUAGGGCACAGAGAAACACAACAGACUGCUUACCCGUCAAUGACAAAGGUCGCCCCCGAGUUUGCACGAGUUUUCUCCAGGUGCCCUGGCAAACCCUAAACUCCACAUAGAUCUAUUAAACGUGUGUUAUUACGUGUAAUAACUGAGUUAUAACCAUAUCACUAUUGCUGACCCACUCACUUUUGAGCUGACUAUAAACUUAUUGUGGAAGAUAUAAGAAAAUAUAAACUAAUGUUUUUUCAAUUAAAUUGACUACACUAGACAAGAGAUUCACUCAAUAAGCAGCACCAAAUUUUCCUUCUGCACUCAUGACGCGUGUCUGGUGAUGUGCACAAACGUCGUGUGAGUCUUGCGUGUUGUUGUGGCGCCCCCUGCUGAAGCAAACCCAUUCUGAGGCGGGCAAAACAUGAAAAAGAACGAAACUAAAGAUACUCACUAAAUAUAUGGCUAAUAUGAACCGUCUUGUGUAUAUUUACCCACUUGCCGUACCUGCACUUACUGUAUCCGUUCAUUUUAAGAAUGUAAUACUUUUCUAGUCAUUACACCGCUGCUACGAUGGAUGAUUGGUGAGCACAUUGGUCUCGUAAUUCUGAGGUUGUGGGUUCAAAUCCAACCCCAAAAGAUUCUCGGGAGGCACACCCUGAAUUGCUGUUAUUAUUAAGAUUAACUCUGUUCCUGUUAUUUCUGUUCCAGUCAUAAUGUUCUACUGGCUGCAUUUCCGCUUCCAUGCAGCACUUUGUCACUUUGUUCCAGCUGCGGAUUUUGUGAACGGGUUGUCCAAAUAAAGUUGAGUGUGAACUGAGGAAAAACUUCAAAAGAGCAUUUUCAUGCAAGCGUUCUCCGUAGCGUGUCAUUUUUAAUUCGUUUACUUUUGAAUCCUCACUUAACGAACAACGUAACAAAUAUUGCGCAGGAAAUGCGCAUGUCGGCCGCGCUGGCUGCGUUUUGUGUGUGCCGAUGUGAAGCCCGAAAAAGGACAGACGAUGGCGGAGCCAACAAUUCGCGUGUCUGGAAUUGUUUUGACUUCUUUAUUGUUUCAACACAUCAACAAAGAUUCGGACGUGGAAGGUUUCAUCCUGGGCGACAACAACGUCGAGGAGCACGUGACCAUCAGCGACACCCGAGAGGACCACGUUCACCUCAGACAGACCUACAGCAUCCACAAACACGUGUGCUGCCACAAACUCAACACCUGGUACGACGCGGCGGGCAGGGUGGACGUGGCGGCGGUCCACCGGCUCCUGGGCGCCGACCCUCCGGAGCGCGUGAUAGGCUGGUACCGCCAGCGCAGGAACUCGGAGCGGCGGAUGACCAUGCGCGAGAAGGCGGUGCACCGGAACCUGAAGGUGGCGCUGCGCAAGCCCCACGCCGUCUUCCUGCUCGUGACGCCCGCCACCGUGACGGACGGAGGCUCCACCCACCGCACCGAAUACGCCGCCUUCCUCUCCAGCGGCAGGUCCCCGUGGCCGUCACCAACUUGGCGUCUUUGGACCACCGGGCCUACUGGACGGCGUCGACACCGUGCUCGGCGCCGGGUUACCAGCGCGCCGUCAGCCGGCACAGUUCCAAAUUGCUGGACGCCAGCGGCCAGUUGGCGGACGUGGAUGCCGUCAACGCUAUGAAUGCGUCGCUGCAGGACGAGCUUCAGAGGGCCUGCAGCGCCGUGGCGGAGAGCGAGCGCACCGUGCGCAUGACGCUCGCCGACGUUUUCGCUCUCGGGACGUCGGUUGGUGACAGGAAGUCAACCUUCGCCAACAAAGCAGAGGGCGCCCCCGCCGGCGAGCCGAAGGUCCGCCUCCAGCUGGCGGUCCGCACGCUGACGCUGGACGGCUUCCCCGCGGCGGCGGCGGCGGCGGCGCAAGGCGGCGGCGUGAGGAGGAGGAGGAGGAGGAAGCGGCGCAAGGGAGACGCCACAAAUGUUGAGAAGAGAAGUUUGUCGAACGAGGCCUCACGUCACCAUCUUCGAAACCAACCCGGAAGUGGUUUUAGAUUUUUUUUUUUUCUGUAGCCUGACAUAACAACUUAACGCUUUUGUGUUCGUCGUUUCACUAAAACUAGCCAUUUAUUACUCUACUGGCUGGCGCCGGAAUAUGUGCACGUUUUUAUUCAGCUCCAAGCUUCAUUUGCAAAGGUUUGUGGCUGCUUAGCGAGCUAAACAAUGCCAAAGAGGUGUUAGCAUAGACUUAUAACUCCAAAGUGUGAUUUUUAACUAAAGAAAAUGUACAAUGACUUCUUCAACGCUACUAAUUAUGUUAGCACACAUAGCUGGAAUAAGAUCAAUUCUAUUUCGAAAUGAUUUCACGUCUCUCCCGAGCUUUUUCGUUAGCAUGCGGCUUCUGGCUGGUCACGUGCCCACGAAGGACCCGAAAUGAUGAAAUACAUUAAAAACAAAAACAAGAA
This is a messenger RNA of Syngnathoides biaculeatus (alligator pipefish), 2645 nucleotides long. It is a transcript of the gene abraxas1, whose product is annotated as abraxas 1, BRCA1 A complex subunit. Gene Ontology annotation, molecular function: polyubiquitin modification-dependent protein binding; microtubule binding. Bases 1162 to 2253 code for a protein of 363 amino acids. Gene Ontology annotation, cellular component: nucleus. Gene Ontology annotation, biological process: mitotic spindle assembly; attachment of spindle microtubules to kinetochore; protein K63-linked deubiquitination. The record is from RefSeq and is a predicted model, not a curated record. The transcript is spliced from 9 exons. Lineage: Eukaryota; Metazoa; Chordata; Actinopteri; Syngnathiformes; Syngnathidae.